AUGGGAAAGUCUUCCAAAGACAAGCGCGACGCAUACUAUCGUCUCGCAAAGGAGCAAUCAUGGCGUGCCCGAUCUGCAUUCAAACUUUUGCAUCUGGAUGAGCACUUUGACCUCUUCGGAUCGGAUGUGACGCGUGUGGUUGACCUCUGCGCAGCUCCCGGCAGCUGGAGCCAAGUCCUGUCUCGAGUACUUGUCCGAGGUGAAUGUCUUGGGCGCAGGGCAUGGACAGCAAGAAUGAAGCGUGAGAGGAAGGCGGUGUACCACGGCUUAGAGGGCUUGGACGACGGGCUGGAUCCCAACGAGGAAGUAGACAUGGGGGAUCGAAGGCCGCGGAAUAACGUCAAGAUUGUAGCAGUUGACUUGCAGCCAAUUGCGUCCUUGGAAGGAGUUCAAACUUUGAUUGCUGAUAUAACACAUCAGGAUACGAUUCCGCGGAUUCUUGAGGCCUUGAAAUCAGACACUAUCAAGGAGGGAGAGACUGAGACAAAGCCUCUAGUUGAUCUCGUCAUUAGUGAUGGCGCUCCUGAUGUCACGGGCAUGCAUGAUCUUGACAUCUUUAUCCAGGCUCAGCUGCUAUUUUCUGCUCUAAAUCUUGCUCUUCGGAUAUUGAAGCCCGGUGGCAAAUUCAUCUCGAAGAUCUUCAGGGGCAAAGAUGUGGAUUUCAUCUAUGCCCAGAUGCGUUGCUUCUUUGAAAAGGUGACUUGUGCUAAGCCAAGGAGUUCCCGGGCGAGCAGUCUAGAAGCUUUCGUCAUUUGUGAAGGAUUCAAUAUGCCCAAAGGUUUUAAUGUAGAGGAAUUGCUACCUCUAGGCAUCGGCGGUCAGAACAAUUUGCCAUUCAACAAUUUGAAGAAGCCGCAAAAAGCCGCAAGCAGCUCAAAGGAAGAAAAAGGUGCAGUGGGUGAGGUGGAUUUCGAAGUCAGCGAAGAUGAAACGGAAGACCACAGAUGGAUCGCUCCAUUCGUCGCCUGUGGAGAUCUUUCUGCCUGGGACGCUGAUGCUACCUACUCUCUCCCUAAAGAUCACGUCAGCCUUGAUCCUGUUCAGCCACCUAUCAAUCCGCCGUACAAAGCUGCAUUAGAAGAGCGGAGAAGGAAGGGUGGCCUCUACGGUAAAACCAAGCAGUAG
Molecule: messenger RNA, 1125 nt
Organism: Bacidia gigantensis
Lineage: Eukaryota; Fungi; Ascomycota; Lecanoromycetes; Lecanorales; Ramalinaceae
Exons: 1
Coding region: 1-1125 (374 amino acids)
Biological process (GO): cytoplasmic translation; tRNA methylation
Cellular component (GO): cytoplasm
Molecular function (GO): tRNA methyltransferase activity
Source: RefSeq, a predicted model, not a curated record